Molecule: messenger RNA, 1720 nt
Organism: Meloidogyne enterolobii
Lineage: Eukaryota; Metazoa; Nematoda; Chromadorea; Rhabditida; Meloidogynidae
Source: the annotation of a GenBank genome assembly
UUUUUUUAAGUUAAUUUCUUUGUGCCACAUAGACUAUUUUUCUAAAAUGUCUGUGACAGCUCCAGUUUCAAUUAUUUCACCAGUUGCAGAAGAGGACGGCGAAACUCAACAAAGCUUUGAAAUAUACAAAGAUAAAUUGGAAUCAAUAUUGUUAGAUCCAAAAAUUGCUGAUAAACAAGUUUGUGUUGUCAGUGUUGCUGGUGCUUUUCGAACUGGAAAAAGUUUCAUUUUAAAUUUCUUCUUACGCUAUCUACGAUGGAAGACAUGUGCCAGCGAUGAUGAAUCAGAAGCUGAUUGGCUACAAACAAAUUUAAUUAAUAGCAAUGAGGGCAAUAGUGGUCAAUUAAAAGGUUUUAGUUGGCGUGGAGGUGAUGACCGGGAGACUAGUGGAAUUCUUAUUUGGCCAGAACCUUUUAUUUUACAGGACAAGCAUGGAAAUGAGAUUGUUGUGAUUCUAAUGGAUACGCAAGGUAUUUUUGACUGUGUUAGCACAGUCAAAAGUUGCGCCACAAUAUUUGCACUUUCUACAAUGAUUUCUUCUAUUCUUAUUUAUAACGUUACCAAAACUAUCCAAGAAGAUCAUCUUCAACAUUUACAACUUUUUGCUGAAUAUGCUCGUCUAGCUAUGGAUGAAUAUCAAGAAACAAAACCUUUCCAGACUCUUAUGUUUCUUGUUCGUGAUUGGUGUUUUCCUUAUGAAGCAGAAUAUGGAAUUAAUGGGGGUCAAAGAAUUUUGGACAAACGCUUGGAAACAGGUGCAAAACAGCACAAAGAGCUACAACAACUUCGACUACACAUCAAAUCAACUUUUGAAAAUAUUAAAUGCUUUUUAAUGCCCCAUCCUGGGCUUGAUGUGGCUACUAGUCCAAACUUCCGCGGCGAAUUGAAUACAAUCAGCGCAGACUUUAAAGCUCAAUUACACGCACUUGUUCCUCAUCUUUUCGAUCGUAACAAUUUAGUUGUUAAAGCUAUUAAUGGGCAACAAAUUACUUGUCGUGAAUUAUCCGUAUAUUUAAAUGCUUAUUUUGAAGUAUUUAAUGGAACGGAAUUGCCUGAACCGAAAACUAUAUUAGCUGCAACAGCAGAGGCAAAUAAUUUGGCUGCUGUAGCAAGUGCAAAGGCCGUUUAUUCAAAAGAAAUGGAAGAAGUCUGUGGAGGUGAUACACCUUUUAUGAGCAGUGCUGAACUUAAUCAACAUCAUGAACGUUGUCGUGCCAGUGCUCUUCUCUCAUUCAACAGUGCAAAGAAGAUGGGCGGCCCCGAAUUAACUUCUCAAUUUCGUGAAAAACUUGAGGAAGAUAUAAAGGCUUUUAUUCGCGUCAAUAAUUCAAAGAAUCUAUUUAAAUCUGUUAAAACACCUGCUGUUCUGGUUUCAUUUAUGGUUGUCUGCUAUAUUUUCCAAGAAUUUUUCCAACUUUUGGGUCUUUUUAUGGUGGCUUCCGUUUUCUCUCUAAUUUUGACAAUUGUUAUUGCUCUCCUUGUGACUUGGACAUAUUCAAGAUACAGUGGACAUUUACGUGAUGCACAAAAAACAAUUGAUACUUUUGUCAAUUUUGUGCAUGGAAACUUUAUAUUACCGACAUUUGCAACUGCAAUGGGUAAUGCAACACUUGACUUGGCGAUGGGCUCAAAUAGUACAUUUACUACUAUGCCAUCGAAUUCUACUUCAUCUACCUCUGAGGAAAAAAAGAAAAAAUGACCGAGUUGAGAGAUAUUUGUU